AUGCCACCUAAAUCAAAGAAAAAAAAGAACACUAAUCCUGCUCGUGGUUUUUCCACAACGAGCAUUCCGUCGAAACCCAAAGAGAUAAACAAAGAAAUUUCUACCCAAUCUGAUGAAAAUGAUAAAAAUUCAAGCGAAAAGAUUAAUGUCUCGACCGAUUCUUCAACACAGAUUACCGCUGAUGACUUUAAAAUAGAAGAUAAUGAAUUGGAUGACAUGAUUCCGACGAUUGAAAAAUUACGUGAUUUGAAUUCCAAAAAAGUUGAUAGUCAUUUUAAAGAUUUAUCUUUGGAAGAAUCUAUCGUUGAUGUGAAUCGGUUACCCACUUUAAAACUUGAAGCUAAUAUUGAACUCAAGAUUGAUAAUUAUAUAAAAAAAAUUGGAUACCAAGAACAAGACACAAAAUUCGAUUCUGUAAUGGACCCGAAAAACAAAAAGGAGCGUGAACGAGUUCUUGCGAAAUUGGAUUUUGUGUACCUAAUAUUAAAACGUCUCGGUUUUGCAAUAACUGAUAUUGAAGAAUGUAUGAAAAAAAUUUGUAGUUUUGACUUGCAACCUGCCUUAGACUGGUUGUGCAUAAACGUUUCACCAGAAAUGUUGCCUGCUGGAUUUUCGGAUAAAAUUUAUUACGAUACUGUGGGAGCUGAUAUAAAGUUUGUUCCUAAAAAUUCUUCUACCAUUAGUCAACCACCAUCAGAUCCAAUGGAACCUAUGACACAUGAAGAAGAAAUUUCACCAUCACAUGAGCAUAAUGAAGAUAUAUCCCAUUUAAAGUCACGGAUUUUAGAUGCUGUAGGAAAGGCCGAAUUCGAUAGCGAUGAUGAUGUAAUGAUAGAUCCAACCGAGGAGUAUGCAGAAUUAAAGUCAAAAUUGAUAGCACUAGAAAAAAUGAUGAAGUCCAGCGAUAAUAGUGAGGUUGCUAGCCAUAUCGACACCAUUAGAGCAAAACUCAAAGUAUUAGAAGGAGACUAUUUAUUCGACCGAAAGAAGGCUGAGAAAUUGUUCAAAGAAAAACAAAAAAGGAUUGAUAGAGAAGAAGCGAUUAAAAGACCUAAAUCACAGUCUGACCGUGAAGAGAAAAUAGAGAGUAAAACUAAAGGAAGUAAUUUACUUGGGUUUUCACUUCAAGACGAAGAUGAUGGAGAUUUAUUUGGUGGAUUAUUAAAUAUCUUGUCAUCUGAAGAAGCAGAGAAAUCUGAAUCUGCUGUGGCAAAAAAUAAUCGUACAUGCAUUCUCAGAGAGAUGCCUGUGCAUGAUUCUUGGACCGGCAAAAUGCCAAAAGAAAUAUUACGAGAGACUUGUCGUAAGAUAGACUCACAAGUUAAAGUGAUCUUCCACAAGGAACCAACUGUUGGGGGAAAUAGUAUUAAUAAAGCUGGAGUCAAAAUAUUCUGGAGUGGAGGAAAAGAAAAUAAUUUUACAAUGAAAGACGAAGGGUGUCGUACGGUUGAAGAAGCUGAGAAUUAUGUCUCCACACUGGCAUUAUUUGACUUAACCGACCUUCCUCUGUAUCGUUCAUUCCCACCUUCAUAUAAAGAUCUAUGGUUAGAACUAGCAGAAGCAAAAAAUUUUGAAGUUAACAAAGAUAGAACAAAAUCGGAAAAGGAGAAGAUAACUUUUUUAUUAUCUGUUGUUGAUAGCAAAAUCGAAAGAAUCAACGCAAUAAGAGAAACUUUGAAGGAAGAAGUGGAGACGAUUGAGCACGCAAAUGUAGUUCCUAAUAAAAUUAUACCAAAAGCCCAAUAUGAUGACAUCUCGGCUGAAGGAGCUGCUAUGAAAAAGGCUUUUGUAAACAGGCAAUCCCACAAGUCAUACAAUGAUCUUCUAGCCAAGCGUAAGCUACUACCGAUUUAUUCUUACCGAGAAGAAUUAUUGAGAAAACUAAAUAGUAACCAAGUUAUUAUUGUUUCUGGAGAAACUGGAUGCGGUAAGAGCACCCAAGUGCCACAAUUUAUCGCCGAGCAUAUGCUUUUGAGUGGAUACGGAGAUCACUGUAAUAUUAUUUGCACUCAGCCACGAAGAAUUUCUGCAGUUUCAAUUGCACUCCGCGUAUCGCUUGAAAUGGGUGAUAUGCCUGGAACCAUUGGUUCAAUGAAAUCUCUGGUUGGUUAUCAAAUUCAAUUGGAAUCUCGCAUUUCAUAUUCUAAUGUGCUGACAUUUUGUACCAAUGGUAUAUUGCUUAGGCGACUUGAAAGUGAUAGGCUUUUGACCGAUGUUAGUCACAUCAUAGUUGAUGAGGUCCACGAGAGAACACUUGAGUCCGACUUCUUGUUAAUAGUGCUUAAAGGACUUUUACAAAGGCGACCAGAUCUGAAGCGAGUUCUACUUUUUGAUUUAUUGAUUAUUUUAAUGAGUGCAACUCUUGAAGCACAAAAAUUUUCUCAAUACUUCUAUAAUUGCCCUGUAGUGGAUAUACCAGGGAAAACAUUUCCGGUUACCGUAAAGUACCUUGAAGAUGUUAUUGAAGAAACAGGAUACAUGAUUGAUGAAGGCGAUGAGUAUGCAAGAAAAGUUUUUAGACAAAUUAGAGACGAAGGGACAAUAUCUGUCACUGGCAGAGGAAAUAGUACAAGUAAAGUUCACUUCGAAGUGGAGGAUCAAUAUACCUAUGACGAUUUUCCAAUUCCAAACGAAGAACUUGCAUCAUUCUCACAACGCACUCAAUCAGCCCUAAGAAGACUUGACUUCGACAAAAUAAAUUAUGACCUCAUCAUAUCGCUUCUCAACUUUAUCUGCGUGCAAAAAGAAGAUAAUUCAAGCACAGCUACAAAUGUUUUGUCAGAUAUUCCACCGGAUGGUGCAAUCCUGAUUUUUCUACCAGGAAUGCCUGAAAUUUUAAGGUUGCAUGACCGGCUGAGGGCUGAUAGGCAUUUUCAAGAUGAAACUCAAUUUUUAGUGUAUCCAUUGCAUUCUUUGAUAUCUUCGGAGAGUCAAUCGGCAGCAUUCGAAAUUCCUCCAGAAGGUGUAAGAAAAAUUGUUUUGGCCUCAAACAUUGCAGAAACUGGAAUUACGAUUCCCGACAUUACAAUAGUUAUCGACACUGGAAAGGUGAACCAAAUAAGGUAUGACGAAUCCAAAAAGAUUACAAAUUUGCAAGAGACAUUUGUGGCAAGAGCAAAUGCUCGUCAGCGCAGAGGUAGAGCUGGCAGAGUGCGAAAUGGAAUAUGCUUUCAUUUGUUUACGAAAUGGAAACAUGAUCACCAGAUGGCUGACUACGAACGUCCAGAAAUAUUGAGGCUACCUUUACUAGAACUUUGCCUCAAGAUAAAAGUUUGUGAGUUGGGAAACAUCUCCGACGUUUUGUCAGAGGCUGUAGAUGCCCCAACAAAUAAGGCCAUUGAAAAUGCUAUUACAACCUUACAAGAGGUUCAAGCUCUUACCUCUGAAGAACAACUUACUCCACUUGGAAUACAUCUCUCACACAUUCCGGUUGAUGUUCACAUUGGAAAAAUGCUACUAUUCGGAGCAAUAUUCCGAUGCCUCGAUCCAAUUCUCACCAUAGCAGCUAUGCUAAGUUAUCGAGGUCCAUUCCUUACAUUAUUUGGAAAAGAAUCUGAAUCUGAUUCAGCACGAAACAAAUUUAAAUAUGGAGAUUCCGAUUUAUUGACAAUGUAUUCCGCCUAUUGCAAAUGGAAAUCAACCUACGAAAAGCACGGCUCAGGAAAAGUUUUACGGGAGUUUUGUCAGACCAAUUUUCUGAAUGGUCAAAAUUUGCGAAUGAUCGAGGAUUUGAAAAAACAAUUUUUAUCAUUGUUGGUGAAUAUCGGAUUUGUGCAACUACAUGAAAAUAUGAAAGCCGAAUUAGGCAGGCAGGUAUUUGGUCCGAAAACCAUGUGUCGAGUUCCAGUAGUUUAUGAUACAAAUUCAUCCUCCACUCAUAUAAUCAAUGCUGUAAUUGCUGCGGGAUUGUAUCCCAGAGUAAUACAUCGAGAUUCAAAAAAAAAUCAGUUUGAUACCAUGAUUGGUCAUGAACUAAGACAGGUUUUCAUACACCCAUCCUCGAUAAAUUUUCCGCUUCAGAGCGCAAAUGCGUCAUCACUAGGAAAGGAUUGGUUCGUGUAUAAUACUAUGAUGCAGACAAAUAAGUUAUAUGUAAGGGAAACUAGUUUAGUGGAAGUAGUGGAUUUGGUUUUAUUCGGGAGAGAGAUUGAUGUGAAGCAUGAAAUCAGGAUAUUGUCUAUUGACGAAUGGAUACGGUUGCAAUGUCCAGCAAAGACAGCUACGUUAUUGAAAUAUUUGAGAGGCCAAUUGAACAAGAUCCUCAAAUAUAAAAUCGAUCGUCCCGAAGCUGAGCUUGAUGGGGAACAACAAGGGUGGUUGGAUUUGAUUUUAGAGGUCUUAGAGAGCUGUGAAGAGACCAGCGGGAAGGCAUAA
Messenger RNA from Acaulospora morrowiae, 4374 nucleotides. NCBI's taxonomy places the organism in Eukaryota, Fungi, Glomeromycota, Glomeromycetes, Diversisporales, Acaulosporaceae. The record is from the annotation of a GenBank genome assembly.